Messenger RNA from Glycine soja, 1569 nucleotides. RefSeq lists its product as uncharacterized. The transcript is spliced from 3 exons. Lineage: Eukaryota; Viridiplantae; Streptophyta; Magnoliopsida; Fabales; Fabaceae. The record is from RefSeq and is a predicted model, not a curated record. Bases 554 to 1375 code for a protein of 273 amino acids.
UUUAUUGAACCCCGGAUACAGGCCUGAUGUGUGUACUCAAAAAGUAUCCAUAGGUACAAAUAGGUGCCUAGUUUAUACGACAUGACUUUAGAAGUAUCCAUGCUUAAGAAGAAGAAAUCUUCUAUGCAAUGAACUAUGACAAUACAUUUUCAUACUCUUUAGGUAGUUUGCAUGAGAUCUUAGUUCAAACUUCAUUAUUAUACACCAAAAAAUGAUAACACGUUUUGAAGUGGACUUUGACGGGGGAGAUGGGGUUCACGACCCUGCUAGUUUUAGGAGACAAAGGAUUUUUAUAGAGGACAGGAAAGGAAUUUUGAGUACAAUACGAAGCUUUUAGUUGAUGUAAAUUUCUAUUUGAGAGGAUAGGAAAGGAGACAGAGGAUUUUUUGGGUCAAACCAUACGAUGAAGUAAAUUGAUUUGCUGUAAUAUUUUUAUUGAUCUGACAUCUGAGGGAUCAGCCUCUCGUGAUCAACAUCAGUGGCUUCAUCUCCCUAAGAUUAUCCCCUUUGGCACUUCAAGUACUACCAAUAUUGAUUAAAUCAGACUAGUGAAAUGUCAAAAGAAAAAGACUCAGAUGACAAUCAAGUGGAUACAUUUUCUGAUUCAGUCAUGUUGGAGAGAUUUCAUACUCUUGUGGAGAUUGACAAUCUGAAUCUUGAACCAGAUUGGGACCCAAUUACGGAGCUUGAGAGCAUCUUAUCUGAUAGUUAUAAUAUGUCUUCCAUGUCCACUCACUCAGCAACUAUUUCACAAAUUGAAGUCCAUGGUACAAAUGUGGCAGCUAUCCUUGAAAAAUUGGAGGUCCUUUUGGAAACCUCCCUUGAAAUUCUCUCUUCUGAUGAUGAAGUCAAGCAACAAUUCCAUCAUGUUUUGGAGCAACUUAACCAAUUUAAAGAUCAAAUCCCUGUCAGGCUUCAUGCUGUGAUUUACAAGUUAAAAAGUUUCAUUGAAGAUGUUGAUAUCAGAUAUGCAACUGCCCAAAGAACUAUCCAAGACUAUGAUAAACUGCUACAGUCAAGGUCUCUUCUAUCAAAGAAUUUGGAAAGUGCCAAAGCUCAACAGGACAAAAUUAAUUUGAAAGUCUCGGAAGGUAAAAUACAAUUUGAAAAGAUUAAUUCUGAGAUUGAUGAACUAGAACACAAGUUAUGUACUUUGGUUAUGACUAGAGACAAGCUAAAGAGAGCCUUGGACAAUUGUGCUGCUGAAAACAACAAGUUAAAGACUCAGGUUGCCAAAUGGGUGCCAGAAUGCAAGAGUAUCAUCACAGCUUUGAAGGAGUAUGAGACUUCUUACAAAGUGGCCCUAACCAAUAAGAGGAAAACCGAAGAUGAAUGGGCUGAUCUGAAGAAGACCUUUGUAGCUAAUAAGAUUUGAAUCGUCUCAGUUUAUGCAUAUCUUGACAGAGGUCUUAGCCAUAUGCUCUUAUUUCACUAUUUUCAUUAUUUUCUCACCUUUCUAGGAUGACAAUGAACAUUUUGGUUUCUCUUAUGUUACACUGCAAUUUUCCUUGAUAUCUGUCAAUCUGUUUAAGUUCACAUCAAAUUAUUUAUUUUGCAAAUUUACUUUCA